AAUAAAAAUUAAAAAAAAUUAACACCAGAGGGUCAUCAGCUCGAGUUACUCUCUCACCCUCUCCUCACUCUCGGAGAACGCGAUCGAAGCCCCCGACAAAUCCCUCUCCUUCUCCUCCUCCCCCGAUCCGUAACCUCUCCUUCGAUCUCGCUUUUCGUAGGGUUUGCGGCGGAGAUGGGGAGGAUAUCCGACGGGGUCGGGCUAGGGAUUCCGCUCGCGUCGGUGGUGGCUGCGGUGGUGGCGGUUGCGUUAGGGUUAGGGUUUGUGGCGACGGCGGUGGAGGGGAGGUUCGUGGUGGAGAAGAACAGCUUGAUGGUGAUCUCGCCCUCGGAGCUGCGGGGGAAGCACGACAGCGCCAUCGGCAACUUCGGGAUCCCGCAGUACGGGGGGAGCAUGGCGGGGACAGUGGUGUACCCCAAGGGUGGCAACAACGCCGACGCGUGCGAGGAGUUCGCCGAGUCGUUCCGCGCCAAGCCCGGGGCGCUCCCCAACUUCCUCCUCAUCGAUCGCGGGGAUUGCCUUUUUGCUAAGAAGGUUUGGAAUGCUCAAAAUGCUGGCGCUUCGGCAGUUCUCGUUAUAGAUGACAAGGACGAACCCUUAAUAACCAUGGAUUUGCCCCGAGAGGAUGAUGAUUCUGCAAAAUAUAUACAAAACAUAACAAUCCCAUCUGCACUUAUCGAUAAAAAGUUUGGUGAACAAUUAAAGAAGGCUGUUAGAAGCGGCGAUAUGGUCAAUGUGAACCUUGACUGGAGGGAGUCUGUUCCACACCCAGAUGAUCGUGUGGAGUAUGAGCUAUGGACUAACAGCAAUGAUGAGUGUGGACCCAAGUGUGAUAUGUUAAUGGAUUUCAUAAAGGAAUUUAAGGGUGCAGCUCAACUACUUGAAAAAGGAGGUUAUAGUCAGUUUACACCCCAUUAUAUAACUUGGUACUGUCCUCAAGCAUUUAUUGUCAGCAAACAGUGCAAGUCUCAAUGCAUUAACCAUGGAAGAUAUUGUGCACCUGAUCCUGAACAAGAUUUUAGCACUGGUUACGAAGGCAAGGAUGUGGUUGUGGAGAAUUUGAGACAGCUUUGUGUGUUUAAUGUUGCUAAUGAAAGCAAAAGACCCUGGGUCUGGUGGGAUUAUGCGACAGAUUUUCACAUCAGGUGCCCUAUGAAGGAGAAAAAGUAUAACAAGGAUUGUGCUGACACUGUUAUUAAAUCGCUAGGGCUAGAUGCCAAGAAGAUUGAGAAGUGCAUGGGAGAUCCAGAUGCCGAUUCUGACAAUCCAAUGUUGAAAAUGGAACAAGAUGCACAGAUUGGAAAAGGUUCAAGGGGAGAUGUUACCAUACUACCUACCCUUGUUGUCAACAAUCGACAAUAUCGCGGAAAGCUCGAGAAAAAAGCUGUUCUGAAAGCCAUUUGUGCUGGUUUUGAGGAAACUACUGAGCCAGCUGUUUGUUUGAGCGAUGAUAUUGAAACAAAUGAAUGCCUGAAUGAAAAUGGUGGAUGCUGGCAAGAUAAGGCUUCCAACAUUACAGCCUGCAAGGACACUUUUCGUGGCAGAGUUUGUGAAUGCCCUGUGUUUGAUGGUGUGCAGUUCAAAGGUGAUGGUUAUAGCAAUUGUGAAGCUUUUGGGCCUGGAAGAUGCCGGAUAAACAACGGUGGCUGUUGGAAGGGCAGUCAUGACAGAAACACCUUCUCGGCAUGCCUGCAAGUGGGAGAUAACAAAUGCCAAUGUCCCUCUGGGUUCAAAGGCGACGGUGUUAAAACAUGUGAAGAUAUUGAUGAAUGCAAGGAGAAGAAAGCUUGCCAGUGCCCUGAAUGCAGCUGCAAAAAUACAUGGGGAAGCUACGAUUGCACCUGCAGCGGAGACCUUUUGUACAUCAGGGAGCACGAUACUUGCAUUAGUAAGAGAGCAAGUGAAGCGAAAGCAACCUGGGUUGCUGUUUGGGUGAUUACGAUAAUCUUGGCCGCUGUUGCGGCAGGAGCAUAUGUUGUGUACAAGUAUAGAUUAAGGUCAUACAUGGACUCCGAGAUUAGGGCUAUUAUGGCUCAGUACAUGCCACUCGACAACCAAGGAGAGGUCGUGAGUCAUUUGCAUCAAGAAGAACACGCAUGAAGCACAAGUUUUGAUUCGCAUGUAGGAUCGUCCGAAAGUUGUAAGAGGCCAACCUCUGGUCCGACUGUUUCACGGUCUAUUCCACCAAUAUUAAAAGGUAAAUAGGCUGAUUUUAAUGAACAAAAAAUAGUAUCUGUUUGACGGAUCGGAGCGAGGGCUGUGUGAAAUUAAACGAUAUUUAUUCUUAGAACUACAUCUUUCUGUAGCUGUACAUGUAUAGAUUUUUUGCCCUGAAUCAUAAUUUGCAGUUCAAUUACUGUUUACAAUGGAACUUUGUUCGCAUCA
Molecule: messenger RNA, 2385 nt
Organism: Ananas comosus (pineapple)
Lineage: Eukaryota; Viridiplantae; Streptophyta; Magnoliopsida; Poales; Bromeliaceae
Product: vacuolar-sorting receptor 1-like
Exons: 12
Coding region: 175-2100 (641 amino acids)
Molecular function (GO): calcium ion binding
Source: RefSeq, a predicted model, not a curated record